AAUGCUAAGGCUAAACCCAGAAAUAAGUUGAUGAGUAAGGACCACGAAUGAAAUUCCUCUCGAUACUCGAACUUACAGUUUUGAUACUCAACACAGCCUCAAAAAAAGAUAAGUGGAGCUCUGUGCGAUUUGAUGAGCCAAUCUCAGCUGAUCUUGAGGCUGAUUACUUAUAUUUGAAAACUGGAAGUGCUGUGAAAAGUGGUGACAAUACAUCAAUAUGGUACUUAGAUGAAGAAAGAAACCUGGCAGGCGGUAUUAGUAUCUUGUUUUCGUCCACAGUAAAGUAUAAACUGCUGAACUGUCAGCAGAAUUACAUUAACUUCUCGACUAGUCUACCAGCAGAACAAGAUAAAGAAUGGAUAAUUAAGAAAAGUGGUCUUAAAAUCAUAAUUUAUUGUAACAGAAAGCAUGUGGGUAAAUUCGAAGCAUCCCCCAAAAUGUGUGACCAUGUUGACUACAAUGGUACAGACGUUAGCUCAAACUGGAAUAAAUACUGGGAACGACAAGCGAGCAGUAUAAAAUUCUUACAUUCUAAUCGCUUGAACACUAGAUCGGAAUCCUACUUCAUAGGAUGCGAAGCUGGAAAAUAUCGAAAGUCUAGUACAAUGCAAUGUACAAAAUGCAAAGAUGAUCAGCCCAAUUCAGUUGGCAAGAUUACAUGCAAACUUUCGCCUUGUGCAAAAGAUACGAACAGCGAAAAAGAAUUAACAAAUUGUGAAUGUCCUCCAGGCCAUACUCAGAAUCUCAAUAAAUAUCUUGAUGGAUGUGUGAGGUGCGAAACAGGAACCUACAAAAAGUCCCACAUGACAAGAUGUACAAAGUGCGAUGAAAACAGCAUCAGUGCAGGGGGUGCUGAAUCCUGUUUUGUUUGUCCUCCUGGCACUGCUCCCGAUCAUCUCAAUAGUCAAUGUGGUUUUACAAUUGUUCUGUCGGUUGCGUUGAGUGUUGCCGUCGUUUCUUUCCUAACCACAGGAGUCCUCGUAAUAAUUGCUGCAAGAAAAUGUACGUGUUGGAAUGCAGUAGUCUGAAGCUGCAAAUCUUGUUAUUACUCCUCAGCACUCCUCAGCACUUCAAGUGCAAAGUCAUCGUAGGUGACCGAACUUUCUAGUUCUACCCCAAUAACCAUGACUUUCCACAUAUUAUGAGCUUUAGAUCGGAAUUGACGAAUCUUAUGUUCAUGUGCUGGUAUUUAAUAUUAAAUCUAAAAUAUAAGUAGAAAAGUAAGUUUGAACACAGUAAGUUUGGGAAUUGAAAAAUUAUGAUAUCUUUUCGAAAGGCAUGAUUUAAUACUGGAUUGGGAUUUUGUAAACAUUUCAAGAUAUAAUACAGAUUGUUGUUUAACUUUAAGAAGCUUUCA
Bolinopsis microptera is the source of this 1357-nucleotide messenger RNA. RefSeq lists its product as uncharacterized. The coding region runs from base 48 to 1028 and encodes 326 amino acids. The record is from RefSeq and is a predicted model, not a curated record. The transcript is spliced from 6 exons. Lineage: Eukaryota; Metazoa; Ctenophora; Tentaculata; Lobata; Bolinopsidae.